Penicillium manginii is the source of this 3414-nucleotide messenger RNA. Its product is annotated as putative ARF GTPase activator (Csx2). The transcript is spliced from 4 exons. Gene Ontology annotation, cellular component: cytoplasm; trans-Golgi network; endosome. Gene Ontology annotation, biological process: intra-Golgi vesicle-mediated transport. Gene Ontology annotation, molecular function: protein binding; GTPase activator activity. Bases 1 to 3414 code for a protein of 1137 amino acids. The record is from RefSeq and is a predicted model, not a curated record. Lineage: Eukaryota; Fungi; Ascomycota; Eurotiomycetes; Eurotiales; Aspergillaceae.
AUGGGCAAUGUCGCCAGUCGCCUCGACGAUGCAGGAAACUUGUUCUUCAAGGAUCAGAAUCGAUCGAAGCGAGACCCAGGCGAUGACACUCCUAUUGAAUAUAUCCAGGACCCCGAUGUCCCUCCCUCCGCUGCGAGCCCGACCUUCUUGCUCCGUCUUUCAAAUGACGAGGAACUCAUCUUUAACUUCACCUUCAUCCUCCGCCAAACAGCGACCGGUAACGUCGCGGGUUCCACCGUCAAUGGAGUUGCGACCUCGCUCCCUGAGGUAGCCAACACCAACCUCACCGGGCUCACCUUCGCCCACGCGUCCAACUCCAAGGAACUAGACAACCUAAUUACGCGAGAAUUCCACGCCAACCCGAACCUUCAGAAUAAUUCCAACGUCCAGCUCAUUGGCGAUUUCUCGACCGAUGGGACCCCUUCCGUCUCGUUCGAGUGGUCCUGGAGGUGGAAGCCUCCCAAGACGACAGAGGAUAAAGGUGGUGGCUGGCGGAACAGUUGCAGCUUUCUGGACUACGAUUCAAGGACCAACCGCCUCAAUACCCUCGCGCAUUUCUCCUUCUGGGUACACAACUCGAUUCGGCCCUUGCCCAGUCCGCUGAUGAUGUCGCCGAAACUCGAGUUGCCCGUGCCUCCUCCCCGCAGUCGCAUUCCUUCUACCCAGUCGGUCAUAUCACAGGCUAGUGAUAGCGAAAAUUUCUCGAACCCGAAUCUCCCUUCCAUCACCCCGCCUGAGUCUUCCGAGGGCUUGCCGCCGCCUCCAACUGCGCCCCCACCCCCACCUCCCGUCAAGGUGGACCUUGCUUCUCGUGCCGGAGAAGAUAUGAACGUCGAAGAUGGACCCCUGUUCCGAGCCACGAUGAAAGCCUUGGAACAGAAGACGGGAAAUAUGCGGACAAAAAUAAAGAAGGUCCUGAAAAAGGCAGAGGCUGCGCAGUCCGCACAAAUGACUUGCAACGACGCCAUGGAGGGGUUCCUGGGUUCCUUGAACGAAGCAUCGACAUCUAAUGCCAACGCUAUUCAACCUGCUCUAGAUCACUACUUUGAAAAGAUCGCCCGUCAGAUUCAACAUUAUGAACAGCUGAAUGCUCUUCAGCUGCAGAAGCUCGUCAUCGAGCCUCUGGUCAAGCUAUACACUAAUGAUAUCAAACAAGCGGAAUCGAAAAAGAAAGAUUUCGACGAAGAGAGUCGUGAUUAUUAUGCCUACGUCAGUCGGUACCUCGGGCAGCGACAGGAUUCGCUCAAGGAGAAGAAGCGCGCAGAGAGCGACUCCAAGUAUCAGGCCAAGCGCCGCAACUUUGAAUUGAGGCGCUUCGACUACUCGUCCUUCAUGCAGGAUCUUCAUGGAGGACGCAAGGAACAAGAAGUCUUGUCGCAUCUGACUAAAUAUGCAGACUUCCAAGCUAAGAAUUUCUUGGCGGCUGCCAAGAAGAUUGACGAAAUGGUCCCUCAACUGGAUUCUUUGGUUCAUGAGGUUGGCCGGGCGGACAAGGAGUUCCAGUUUAAACGGACUGAGCGCGAGGAGAUUCGCAGAGCUCUGGAAAAAAAUAGCAACCCUUACCUUGAGCCCGAUGCCACCGCCGGUCCCUCAAAUGUGGCCGCUACUUCCACUACAGCCUCUAACGGAGCUGCUUCAAAUGAAACUGAGCUUGGCCGAGCUGAUAGCACCGGCUCUCAACUCCGGGGAGUUAUCAGCAACAGCUCCUCCGUUUCGUCUCAGGCCAAUGCCGGCUCGGUUAGUUCCGCUGCUGGCAUAUCUGCUCCUACAGGUAGUGCUGGAUCUGCUAGUGGAUCUGGUCAAAACCGGUUCAAGGGCAUUCGUGAUCUAGAGGAACCUACUUCCACCGGAAUCGAUCGUAGUGUUGGUCAGCAGCGAAAAGAAGGGUUGUUGUGGGCGCUGUCCCGUCCCGGAUCACACAUGGACCCGAAGGGUAUCAACAAGCAGGCCUGGCACAAAUUCUGGAUUGUCUUGGACCAAGGAAAGCUCUCGGAAUACAGCAACUGGAAACAAAAACUGGAUCUGCACAUGGAUCCCAUCGACCUUCGAAUGGCGUCAGUCCGAGAAGCUCGUAAUGCCGAGCGCCGUUUCUGUUUCGAAGUGAUCACUCCCCAAUUCAAGCGCAUCUAUCAGGCCACGUCGGAAGAGGAUAUGGCGACUUGGAUUCGAUCCAUCAAUAACGCGCUUCAAAGCGCCGUUGAGGGACGGAGUAUGCCGCACGCGCCUCCCGUGUCUUCCUCGGAGAAGUCUUCGACUGGCCGUGAUAUCGGUUCGGUACUUACCGGGAAAAGCUCGUCGGUGUCUGGUCAUCACUCCUACUCAAAUAGUUCCAGCAGUGCCAGUGCCGGUGGCGUCAACCGCCGCACAACAGUUGGAGCAAGACCGAGCUACGUCCGCCAUGACAGUAACAACUAUGAGGAGAACCCGGCCCGACUGCUCCAAACGGUUCGUGACGCCGACGAGGGGAAUAACUGGUGCGCGGACUGUGGAUCCUCUUCCAAGGUCGAAUGGGUAUCGAUCAAUCUGGGCAUUGUACUGUGCAUCGAAUGCAGUGGCAUUCACCGAUCUCUUGGCACACACAUCUCCAAGAUCCGAUCCCUAACACUAGACGUGCACUCCUUUUCCAACGACAUCGUCGAAAUCCUCCUUCAAAUCGGCAACCGCGUCAGCAACAUGAUCUGGGAAGCAACACUCGACCAAUCGCUCAAACCAAUCGCCAGCUCCACCCGCGAACAACGCCUAAAGUUCAUCACGGCGAAAUACGUCGACAGAGUUUACGUCGAGGGCGUCCCAUCCCCACGCUCCCGCUUCGCAACACCAGACGAAACCCUCCUCGCAUCCGUCAAGAAAAACGACAUCCAAGGCGUGCUCUAUGGCAUCGCGUUGGGCGGUAAUGUGAACGUCCCCGAUCGUUCGAGAAGUACACCGGCUAUAUUCCUCGCUCUGGCCGCAACCGACCCCGCCACGCCCGGCUCAAUACCAACGCCCACCCCGACUUCCUCUCUCUCCGCCCGCUCCGCCGCAAAAGCAAUCCCCUUCCCCAUUGCCGAACUGCUGGUUCAGAACGGCGCGGAGAUUCCUCCCCAACCACCCUCCAUCCCCCUGUCCCCGGCCGCACAGCUAUACCUCAGUCAGCGCGUUACGCGGAAUCCGGGCUUCAGCGCCCCUCCCGUCCCUAGUGGUGGGAGAUCGGUGCUAACCCCCAAUGAUACCCUCGGCUCGCUGCCGACUAUUCGCUCUGCGAGUAAGGAUAGCUCGUCUGCUUCUUCUGUUGCGUCGCAGGCGCCGGCUGGGGCUGGUGGCUCGGGCUCGGGCUCGGGCUCUGCGGAAAGGGAGAAGGAGAAGUUGUCGAAGCGUGGGAGUGCGGGGGCGAGGUUUGCGGGGAAGGUUGCUUCUCUUGGAAUUGAUCGAUAA